Varanus komodoensis (Komodo dragon) is the source of this 6634-nucleotide messenger RNA. It is a transcript of the gene ASXL3, whose product is annotated as ASXL transcriptional regulator 3. Gene Ontology annotation, biological process: animal organ morphogenesis; positive regulation of transcription by RNA polymerase II. The record is from RefSeq and is a predicted model, not a curated record. The transcript is spliced from 10 exons. Gene Ontology annotation, cellular component: PR-DUB complex. NCBI's taxonomy places the organism in Eukaryota, Metazoa, Chordata, Lepidosauria, Squamata, Varanidae. Gene Ontology annotation, molecular function: chromatin binding; DNA binding; peroxisome proliferator activated receptor binding. The coding region runs from base 146 to 6634 and encodes 2162 amino acids.
GGGCUGUAGGAGUGGAUGUAUGAUAGGAAAGGCACGAGUUUAAAAAAAAAUAAGAGGGGAGAGUGAUCUAGGAAGCACACAUUCCAUUUCAGCCUGCCUUACUUUGUUUUCCAGUGGCACUUCUCCAUUGGCUUGUCUGAAUGCAAUGCUUCAUAGUAACACACGUGUUGGUGAUGGGACAUUCUUUAAGAUCCCUGGCAAGGCAGGACUCUACGCACUCAAAAAGGAAGACUCUACAUGUCCAGCAGAUGGAACUUUGGAUUUAAGUUGUGAAUCUGAGUUGGAUGGCACUGAAAUGGCUGAGACAAACAAUAGCAAUGGAGAAGAAAAUGGAGUUUGCCCAAAGCAAGCACCUGAAGAAGUGUCUUCCAUUCGGGACUCAAGUCUCUCUAGUGCACCAGUGCAAAGCAAGCUAGUGUCUUCCUUUCAGCAGCACACCAAAAAGGCACUUAAACAGGCUUUGAGACAGCAGCAGAAAAGAAGAAAUGGAGUCUCAAUGAUGGUAAACAAGACUGUUCCUCGUGUUGUUUUGACACCAUUAAAGGUGUCUGAUGAGCAGUCGGAUUCACCUUCAGGGUCUGAAUCUAAAAAUGGUGAAGCAGACAGUUCUGAUAAAGAAAUGAAACAUGGCCAAAAGUCUCCAACUGGAAAACAGAUGAGCCAGCACUUAAAAAGAUUAAAAAAGUCUGGUUUAGGACACUUGAAAUGGACCAAAGCCGAGGAUAUUGACAUAGAAACACCAGGAUCUAUUCUUGUGAACACUAACCUGAGGGCUUUAAUAAACAAACACACAUUUCUUUCUUUACCUCAGCAUUUCCAACAAUACCUCCUGCUUUUGCUUCCAGAAGUAGACAGGCAGAUGGGAAGUGAUGGAGUUUUGCGCCUCAGUAGUUCCGCUCUAAAUAAUGAAUUCUUUGCAUAUGCAGCACAAGGGUGGAAACAACGAUUGGCAGAAGGAGAAUUUACUCCUGAAAUGCAGUUGCGCAUCCGACAAGAGAUUGAAAAGGAAAAGAAAACAGAACCAUGGAAAGAGAAGUUCUUUGAAAGAUUUUAUGGAGAAAAGCUGGGAAUGUCAAUAGAAGAGUCUAUGAAGCUUACAUCUGCCAAGAACAAUAAUGAAAACGAAGAAAAUUCACUCUGUGGGUCUUCAGAUUUGCCUGGUCCUUCAAGAGAGUCAACUUUUGAUGAAUGUGAAAAGAAAACUAACCAGCCACCAUUAUUGCCAGAGAGAGAUUUCUGUCAGUCACUUUGCAACAUGGAACAAAUUCCAUCCAAGAAUCUAAUAGCAGAUACAGAAGGCAUUCUGAUACCUGAAGAAUCUGUUAUUCAAGAGGAAAUUGCUGAGGAGGUUGAAACAACUAUCUGUGAAUGUCAGGAGGAGACCCAUAAAACAGAACAUGUGAGUUCUGAACAGGCAAUCAGCCCAGUUGGUAUAAAUGAAGAAACAGAAACUUUACCCCUUGCAGAGAAUUCUGAAUCCUGUAUUGUCAUGAAUGAUGCAGUAAGUACAUUGACUCAGGUUGAAAUUAAAGUGGAGGAGAGAUUUGAAUAUCCCCAAGUAGAAAUGUCAGUCAUGACUGAUCAACCAGAAGGCAGUUUAUCACCUUCACAGUCUGCUUCAUCUACAAACUCUGUCAGUAACAUGGAAGAAAAAGAUCUGGAGUCAGCAAAGGAACUAAGUCCUCAUGGAAAAUACUCCCCUGUCCUCAAUGGUUCCCUAUUCACUGGUGGAAAUGUUGCUGUACAUAUGGAGCUUCAAAGUGACCCUGAUGAACAGUCCUCUGAAAAUGCUUGUAUUUCUGAAACGUCUUUUUCCUCUGAAAGCCCAGAGGAACCAUCUGUCAGUAUUGCAUCUCCUGGAGGAGAGACACAAUCUACUUCAGAGGAGCCUUGCACUCCAGUAUCUCUGGAAACAGCAUGUUCUUCUGACAUCUCUUGCACUGAAAAUACUGAUGCUGAUAGUCAACAAAAACCCAUUGAUGAUAAUCUGAAUACAUCUUCAGUGUCUGAAGUAUCUCCAAUGCCUCCCUCACCAGUAACCUCAGAAGCAUCUCUGAUGUCAAAUUUGCCUCUGACUUCAGAGACAUCACCAGUUUCUAAUUUAGCUUUACCAUCAGAAACCUCACCACUGUCUGACUUGCCCUUGACAUCCGAAACCUCUUCAGUGUCUUCUAUUCUUUUAGCUUCAGAAACAUCUCAUUCAAACAGUGUACUGUUACCUUCAGAAGCAUCUCCGCUUUCUAAUUCCCCAAUGAGUGAAAGAUUUAGUCAGCAAAGAAAAUCACCAUGUUUGUCUGAAGAAUCCUUGUCACCCCUGAAAGAAGAAACUUCUGCUAUUUCUAAUAAUUCUCAAGAAGAGAAUCUUGCAUCACAACAGCUCCAAGGUACACCGGAAGCCAUGAAAGCUGUCAUUCCUGAAGCUUCAGCAGUAGAAGAAUCCCAGUCUAUAAAACUUGCUAAUCAACCAUGUAGGCCUCAUUCUGAUAUAGAAAAACCUUUCAUUUCUUCUCUUACAGAACGUUCUUCCCUGGAAGUGAUAAAAAUUAGAAACCAUGGUACCCAGCAAAGAACUGACAAGAAAAGUACAAUCUCUCAGCUAGAAGUAUCUGUUCUAGCAGAAGUGUCAGGAUGCAAAAAUACUGAAGUUCUUCCAUCGAAAUCACUUGAUAAACUAUUUAACUCCUCCUCAUCAGAAAAAUUGUUCUCAGAGGCAGGCAGAAGCAAGUCUCACAAACUUCAGGGGACUUUGCAGAGUCGGUUUGAAGGUUCUUAUUCUUCAAAACCAUCUGAAGCCACAAAGUCACCUGAAGCAAGAAGUGAAAGCAGGGACCUAGAAAUUCCAAAGAGGAAGACUGCUGAGCACCAUGGUUUUGGAAUUUGCAAAGAGAAGCGUGCUAGAAUCGAAGAUGAUCAGCCUCAUCGUAAUGCAUCGGCAAGUUCAUCUGAGAGGGAACCACCACCGAGGGAGGAGCCCAGAGUCCCACCUCUUAAGAUUCAGCUUUCAAAAAUUGGCCCUCCUUUCAUCAUCAAGAGCCAGCCUGUUUCCAAACCCGAGCCUCGGGCAUCUCCAAGUACUGCAGUUAGCAGUGGGAGGAAUACUGGAGCAAGAACACUUGCAGAUAUCAAAGCAAGAGCUCAGCAAGCUAGAGCCCAGAGGGAGGCAGCGGCAGCGGCAGCAGUGGCCGCAGCUGCAAGCAUUGUGUCUGGAGGAUUAGGAAGUCCCUGUGAAGGUGGAAAGACCAGGACAUUAGCACACAUCAAGGAGCAGACCAAGGCUAAAUUGUUUGCAAAGCACCAAGCAAGAGCUCACUUGCUCCAGAACAAUAAAGAAACCAAAUCUCAGCAUGCCUCAAAGGAAGGUCCACCAGCAGUGGAGAUCUCAGCUUCUUCUGAAACAAAGAUUGAAGGUUCUACUGGCGUGAUUAUAGUUAAUCCUAACUGCAGGUCUCCUAGCAACAAGUCUUCUCACCUUCGAGAAGCGACUACUUUAUUGCAGCAGUCACUUAAUGCCACUACUUUACCAGAAACUAGUACUGACAUCUCUCUUCACAAUUCUGAUGACAGUAUCCCUGUGUCUCAUUUCGGUGAGAAAAUGCUUUCAUCUACCUCUAUGGAAAGUAACAGUGUGUCAGUGCUAUAUAAUAAAAACUCAGUCCCCAUGUCUGUGUGCAGCACUGGUAUGUCAGGAGCAAUUAAAGAACUUCCCUUUGCAGGUUCUCUUGAUAAGUCUUCAGUUUUAAUGUCCGUUGAAAACACAGGCACUAAGGUUUGCAAUAUAACCAUGCUGAAAUCCAUCCAAGGAGCUGACACUCCAUGCAUUGCUAUCAUGCCAAAUUGUGUUGAGAAGCCCACAACUCCAACAGCAGUAGACAGUGCAGUCUUGUCAAAUUCCUUAGAUGAUAAAAGAUUGUCUAUGCCAACCAACAAUGCAAACCAUGGCAUUUCUAGCCAGUAUAGCACUGUGCCAACUUCAUCCAUUGCAAGUAAUUUGCCAAAUCAUCUGGGUAGUAGCUCUGUUUUGAUCCCUCCAGUAGGGUCUGCAAACAGAUAUUCUUCUGAUAAGAUAGCCAUAACGGGGUGUAGUGACCCAAGCUCUUUGUCAAGUAACACUUCCAUUAGGGCACCUUUACAUGGCAAUGAGGCACUUCCAGGAGCAGAUUCUGUUGGCAGGACUUCUAUUUCAGUGUUUGCCAGUAACAUGAUGACAGCAAGCUCCUAUGAGAAUACCGCCAAAAUGAGUGCUGAAACUGUGGAGAGAAAUUCUGGAGGGAGAAGCCGAUUAGAUAUGUCUGGUAAAUCCUCAGUAGGUUAUGUACAGGCACCUAUGAAUAGAUCUAUACCUUGUAAAGUCAUUGUUGAUCACACAACAACAACAAUGAACUCUAACUUGUCACUUGGUAUAUCUGUGGAAAACUCUGAAAACAGCACCGAUAUCCAGAGCAGGCCUAUUAGGACAGAACCUGCCUUACAAAGUAUCACAUGUCCUCAAGUGUCUGUAAUAAGCCGGCCAGAGUUGCUUACUAAUGAAAGUCUGGAGCACAGCUCUGGCUUUAACACUGUUGCAGCAAAGCAAGAUGGCAAACAUUUGCAAACAGCAUGCCCUAGUCUUCGAGAAGUGCCUCAAGAUAAAAGACUUGAAGUUGUUUCUCCUGGCCAAGUUUUUUCAGAACAAUUACGAGGUGCUUUGACUUUCAAAAGUGAAACAGACAGUGUCUGUGCCAACCCAUAUAAUCCCAAUAGCAGAAUCUGUUGGAACGAUGAUGAGGCAAUGAACACUGAUCAAUCUGUGGUCACUCAUCUUAACCCAAAUAAGCAUAAGGAAUAUAUUGAGCAAAACUGCAUUAAAAAUGUCAAAACGGAGCCUUCAAAUUUUGCACAUCUGAAUGAGAUACAUGCAAGAAACAUUGUGACAAGCAUAGCCAUGCCUAUUAAGUCAGAAUCUGACAAAUGUUUUAGGAUGGACACUGAAGAUUUUGCGAGACCCGAAAUGCCUCUCCAGACUGUAGAAAUAGCCACAAGUGCACAGCCAACACAAAACUCCAAGACAUCUGUUACAGAUUCCAUGGAGAACUCUCUGUCAUUAACAACAGAAACACUAAAAAGAGUUACAAAUGCUGGAAGCUCUAGCUGCCGUUUGUCAUCAGUAGAAGCCAACAAUCCUCUGGUGACACAGUUAUUGCAAGGCAACCUUCCACUGGAGAAAGUCUUGCCACAGCCCAGGUUUGGAGCCAAGCUAGAAAUUAACAGGCUUCCCUUGCCUUUGCAAACUACCUCAGUAUGUAAAGCAGCAACUUCUGAAAGAAAUGUGGCUGAAAAUUCUUCCACAUCUCCAAAUACAGAUGGCAGAGGAUUUCAGGCAGCCAGUUUAGCCCCAGUGCAAAUCAGAAAGCGUGAAAACCAUCCCAAAAAGAGAGUGGCCCGUACAGCAGGGGACAUUAAAUGUGAACCUGGGAAACCAUCAAUGGACACAGAUGUUAAAAUAGGCCCUUGUAUUGUCAGCUCCAGUCUGAAUCAACUUGGGCACGGCCAGCUGUUUAAACAGGAGUGGCCAAGCAAGCAUGGUGUUCAGAGCAGAAUUGCACACAGCCCGGAGAUCAAGCAGCAGAAGAGGCCAUUGCCUUCAUGCAGUUUCCAACAAAACUUAUUUAACGUGGACAAAAAUGACAGCUUCCACACAGAGGCAAGCAGCUCACACAGGCAGCAUUUCUACCAAAUGCCAGUGGCUGCAAGAGGCCCUGUUCCUUCGACGGCUUUGAUGCAGGCAACUUUAAAGGCCCCAUCUGGCUGUGGUGCCUUUGCUUUCAGCAGGCACUUAGAGCAGAAGGCAUUGGGAGAGGUCAGCAGGUCUACAACGCCUCACCAGCUGAGGCUGGCUAGUAUGUUUUCCCCUAACAUUCAAAUUAAAGAAGGUGAUGACAUUUCUAGUGCCUCACAGAACCUGCAGAAUAAAUCAUUAGUGCACCCCCCUCCACUGCCUCCUCCCCCACCUCCCCCACCCCCACCCCUUCCCAGUGCAGAAGCUCCAUCUGAUCACAAACAACCGGCAGUUACUAUGGAAACCACUAAAAGACUUAGUUGGCCUCAGCCGGCAAGCGUCUGUAGCAAUAUAAAAUCAGAACCCAUUUCUUUUGAGGAAGGUUUAAGCAGCAGCUGUGAGCUGGGCAUGAAACAAGCUUCUUAUGAUCAGAAUGAAGUAAAAGAACAGUUGAAAGCCUUUGCAUUGAAAAAUUCUGACUUCCCUUCCUAUUUACUCUCUGAGCCGCAGAACCCUUUUGCCCAAUUAACUGCUCAGAAAAUACAGACGCCGCCGCAGCAGCAGCAGCAGCAGCAGCAGCUCUGUGGAAAUUACCCUACAAUACAUUUUGGUAGCACAAGCUUCAAACGGGCAGCAUCUGCAAUUGAAAAAUCUAUCGGAAUUUUAGGAAGCAGUUCAAAUACAGCCUCCAGCCUAUCUAUACAGAACACUCAGAUUCCAGUUCAGAAAUUUGCUGACAGCAGCAGCACAGAUGAGCUGGAACUGAAAUGCUCUUGCAGGCUGAAAGCCAUGAUAGUGUGCAAAGGCUGUGGCGCCUUCUGCCAUGAUGACUGCAUAGGCCCUUCAAAAUUGUGUGUAGCCUGUUUAGUUGUUCGGUAG